AGACCGACGCCGCAUCCAAUCGCAGCCCAUGACGCCCAGCGUUUCAAUGGCUUUACGCCGCACCGCGGCCGCCGCCGACCCCGACCUCGACGCCGAUGGCGAUACUGCUGCACGCUCGCGGCAAGGCCACCGCGGCGCAGCACGUGGCGGCGCGGCACCUGGACCACACCUUCGAAAAGCUCGUGGCCGCCUACCUCCCGCUCGUGGCGGCGUCGCCGCUGCUGGACGCGCUCCGGGCGUCGCCGGAGCCGCUCGCGCUUCCUGACCUCGCCCGCCGCCUCCCGCUCCGCCUCCAUCGCCGCGGGCCGCUCCACUUCUUCCGCCUCUUCCCGCGUGUCUUCGACCUCCGGCCCCCGCUCCCGCUCUCCCUGUCGCUCACGCCGCCCGCCGCCGAGCUCCUGGCAAUCGCCUCCGACCCUGGCGCUGCCGCGCGGACGCUCCACCGCCUCCUCGCCAUGUCCGCGUCCCGCUCCUUCCCUCUCCGCGCCGUGUUCCGCGUCUGGCGCGAGCUCGCUCUCCCCGACGACUUCGAGGAAUCCGUCGUCGCGCAGCAUCCACACCUCUUCCGCCUGUCCUCCAACCCCGCCGAGCCCAACACCCAUGUUCUGCACCUCGUCGCGGAUCCGAGCAAUGAGGAGUUUACUCCGGCGGUGGAGAAGACCCGGCCGGAGAAGUACGCAUUCAAGCUGCAGUUCCCGCCGGGGUUCAAGCUGACCAAGGAGUACCGGAAGAAGGUUAAUGAGUGGCAGCAGCUGCCUUACAUUGGUCCGUACGAGGUAGUGGAUCGCAAGGUUGGCGGGAGCAAGAGGGUGUCGAAGAUGGCAAGGAAGAAGAUGGAGAAGAGAGCAGUUGGAAUUGCACACGAGUUCCUUAGCCUGACCGUGGAGAAGAUGGUGGAGGUGGAGAAAUUCAGCCAGUUCCGUAAGUGGUUUGGGAUCGAGGUGAAUGUCAGGGACGUGUUCUUGGAUCACCCUGGGAUAUUUUACCUAUCAGCAAAGGGAAAGCGGCAUACCGUGUUCCUGCGGGAAGCAUAUGACCGUGACAAGCUUGUUGAGGCAAAUGAUGUCUCUGAGGCACGGAGAAAGCUUGUCGAGCUCAUGCUCUUGCGUCGCCAUGGGCUUGGGAAUGCCAAUUCUAAUGCCAACAUGUCUUCAAGUGCCAAUGCCACUACCAACGAGAGCUAUGAUGAUUUGCAGGAGCUAGAUGUUUGAUGGUUCAAUGUAUCUGAGAAGACGGAGCACUGAAAUAGCAAGGAGAUUAUUGGUUUAAUUGAACUCCUGUUUAGCAUAACUUGUUUAACUGGUGCUUUGCCCAUCGUCGGUCAAUGGUCAGGGAGAUUUGUCUUCUGGCAUUUAACAACAUGAAAGAUGGGUGUCUUUUCAACAUCUCUCUCUUAACUUGGCUUGUUGGCUCACGAUUGAAGUUCAGUAGCACAUAGUUGACUGAAAAGUAUUAUCGCUGGAGGUGUAGAUGCAAGUAAGGAAAGCAUUGAAGUCUUGAUGGCUACUGUAUGAUAAGUUGCUCUAUUCACGAUGACACAUGCAUACUGUAUGUAGUCAGAGGGCUUCUGUAUUGUGGCCUAUCCAUCAGGGGCGUAGCCAAAGGGUGGCCAGGGGAUUUACCAUCGGUGCAUAUACCCCUGUAUAAUUCCGCCCAAUUUCUUUUGUAAAAUACAGCAGAAACCCCAGCCGAAUUAUCUCAUGACCAGGCUUGCAGUAUACUUUGAAGGAAAAGCAUUGAGCGAAAAGUCCCCUGGUUUCUCUGGAAAUGAUCUUAACUGAAGCCAGUUUACGGAACCUAACGAAUGAGUUCAUCAUUGAAAGUUUCAAAAAAAAAAUGAGUUCAUCAUUGUUGCUGCUAGUUCCUAGCUGAAGGAGCUCAACAGGGAUGUGUAUGAUGUCUCUGAAGCUUUAGAGAGGAUCACCACAGGGCCUAUGAACAAAAUGCAGGGGGGCUGUAGUUUUGCACAAUUAGACAUGUUGUCAGCUAUCAGUCUACCAGUUAUCUACAAUUCAACUAGUGAAUUUGAGCUGUGGCCAAGCUAUUGCCACUGAACUUGUAUGUCUGGACGUGAUCUGUUACUCUGCUCAGAUCUACAUCUAAGCUGACAUGAAAAAUUCAAUCAGUCUGUACCAUCAUUUCUCGAGUUUGUAACCGAGGGAGACGAAUCUGUGCAAGAACAAAAAAUACUGAGGAGUCUGCUGAACUGAAACUACAUACGAACAAGGUUUUCAGGCUGAGUCGACUCAGCAGAUGCUUGCAGUUGCAGUUCUAUCAACUCUGCCGAGAAGUUCACCAAUCACCAUCCCCGAUCCAGGCUGUGCGUGGCUUCAUCCAAUGGUUAGGAGCAUCCCAAAAGGCGGAGGAGGCGGGUUCGGUUUCGUUGGAGCCUCUGUUUUCAUGCGGCUAAGACCAGGCUGGUAAAACAAGCCACGAAACCAGGUUUAGGUUGGCAUCCAUCCUUUGCUCAACCACCAAAAGCGAGACAAGCGAUCCACUUGUGCAAUUAAGCACUAAUAAUCAAAGGAGGUCUACGCUCCCCUGCCAAUAGAGAUGAAAUGUUGUUGCAACUACCCUGUGAGGCUACGAAUGAGGAGCUUUCAGCAUCGCGGAGCUAGAGGUGUUCAAAAAAGUGUUUCCAUCAAAUCAUGUAAACCACCACAAUAUUGUCUGGAAAUUCUAAUUGGCAGACGUGCCUUCACGUGGUUGCGGCGGAUCCAGGAUUUGGAUAGAGGAGGCAAACAAAUUGGAGGUGGCAGAGUUGCUAUCCCCCGUCCGCAGGUCCGCUGGCUUCACCCCAUGAUGAGACUAGGCAUGCACAACACCGAUGUACAAUGUUCGCUAGUGGACAAUAUUUAUAAGUCAACAGAAGAACCUAGGUAAGCAUGUAAGCUGCAACUCAAGAGAUGGAUCACCGUAUUGUUUUGAUGACGUUGCGACUUGUUGGAGCA
Brachypodium distachyon (stiff brome) is the source of this 2951-nucleotide messenger RNA. RefSeq names its product protein ROOT PRIMORDIUM DEFECTIVE 1. The record is from RefSeq and is a predicted model, not a curated record. The transcript is spliced from 5 exons. Bases 96 to 1211 code for a protein of 371 amino acids. Lineage: Eukaryota; Viridiplantae; Streptophyta; Magnoliopsida; Poales; Poaceae. Gene Ontology annotation, molecular function: RNA binding.